Molecule: messenger RNA, 702 nt
Organism: Phytophthora megakarya
Lineage: Eukaryota; Oomycota; Peronosporomycetes; Peronosporales; Peronosporaceae
Source: the annotation of a GenBank genome assembly
AUGCGCGACUUCGCACCGAGCUACUUCGACGAUGUGUACGUUCACAGCCGGGCUGUGAACGAGAAGACGGACGUCGAGAUGCACAAGGAGCAUCUCCGAGAACAGCUUGGGUUCAUGCGCAAGCACAAGCUCUAUGCGAACCUGGAACUGCGGCAGUUCCUUGGCCUUGCCACGUACUUGUGCAAGUACGUGGACAACUACGCAGGCAAGAUUCGCCCGCUGUCGCAACUUCUGAAGAAGGAAGCUGCGUGGGAACGGACUGCUGAGUGUCAGCAGGCGUUCGAUGCGGUCAGGCUGGGCUUGACUGGAUCGCCGAUCUUGGCUGUGGCUGACCAAGAUCUCGCGUCAGCUGAGCGAAACUACCCGGUACAUGACAAGGAACUCCUUGCCAUGAAGUAUGCACUCGCGAAGUUCCGAGUGUAUUUACUCGGCAACACACCGUUCGUGGUCUAUACGUCGUUGCGGACGGCUGUGAAGUCUCCGCACAUCUCGCAACGAAUGGCGAGAUGGUUGUCCUUCUUCGCGGAGUACAACUUCCGGGUCGAGUACAAACCCGGAAGGUUGAAUGUCGUCGCGGACGCAUUGUCGCGACGACCGGAUUACGCUGUCAAGACAGCCGACGUCAACCGAAUUGUCGUCGCUCGGACAUUUACGCCGUCGUCGUCCUUGUUAGACGAGGUGAAGGCCGCGUAUGCGCAUGAC